Messenger RNA from Dibothriocephalus latus, 817 nucleotides. NCBI's taxonomy places the organism in Eukaryota, Metazoa, Platyhelminthes, Cestoda, Diphyllobothriidea, Diphyllobothriidae. The record is from the annotation of a GenBank genome assembly.
CGAUUUCAUCAUCCUUCCAGGCUACCUUGAUUUCAUGGCCUCUGAUGUCAACUUGUCUACACGUCUUACUCGAAACAUCAACCUCAAACUGCCCUUUGUUUCUUCACCUAUGGACACAGUGACCGAAGCAAAUAUGGCAAUUGCUAUGGGUCUCUGUGGAGGCGUCGGAAUACUACACCACAACUGCCCCAUAGAAUACCAAGUCAAGCAAGUACAUACGGUCAAGAAAUAUGAACAAGGUUUCAUUUUGGAUCCAAUCGUUUUGGGGCCGGAUGACACGGUUGAUGACGUCAACCGCAUCCGGUCUGACCACGGCUUCUCUGGCAUCCCCAUUACUUCCACUGGGAAGAUUGGUGGUCGCCUUCUUGGCCUGGUAACUCUGCGUGAUAUCGACUUUCUGCCCGAGGAGUCUAGGCACUGUCGUAUUUCAGAGAUUAUGACACCUUUCGAGGAACUCUACACGGCUCCCAGUGGCAUCACCUUGCCAGAUGCCAACAGGAUAAUGCAGAAGAGGAAAAAAGUGCGUCUGUUCCCUAUCCCAUUUCCUGCCUUCAUCUUUGGUUUCCUCUGGUUCAUCCACUCGCUGCGUAUUAUCAACAGGAAGCGACUUUUGGUUGGCGGCGCGGUUUCUACCCACGCCGAUGGUCUGGAGCGUGCCGCAGCUCUUUUGAAGGCUGGAGUUGAUAUACUCCUUUUGGUGAGCCACUUUGUUGCGCCACUUGUGCAUCCGUCAGAUUGUUUUCCGUUUAUUCUGCUUUGCUUGCUUUGGACGCAUCGACAUCACCGCUAUCAUCUACUUUCCUUUCUUCCCGCAUAA